This is a messenger RNA of Strongylocentrotus purpuratus (purple sea urchin), 6175 nucleotides long. RefSeq names its product probable cationic amino acid transporter (gene slc7a14). Gene Ontology annotation, cellular component: plasma membrane. The coding region runs from base 618 to 2792 and encodes 724 amino acids. The record is from RefSeq and is a predicted model, not a curated record. Gene Ontology annotation, molecular function: amino acid transmembrane transporter activity. The transcript has 9 exons. Lineage: Eukaryota; Metazoa; Echinodermata; Echinoidea; Camarodonta; Strongylocentrotidae. Gene Ontology annotation, biological process: transmembrane transport; amino acid transport.
AGUGUGUGCGUGUGUGUGGGUCUAUUAUGGUAUAGAAAAGUGCGCGUGUGUAUGUGCGAGAAAGUAAUGUGUGUGUACGCAUAUACGUUACCGUUGUGGUCGGCGCAUUACUUGGGCGUCUCCCUUCUCGAAAAAAGGGCAUCGCAUAGCAUCGCAUCACAUUAGCGCUGUGUGGAAUACAGCCCGCCAAGCUUGAUCGCUCUGCGAUGCACACUCGCAUAUCAUGAGCUUUGGUGCAUGUCCGUAUAGUAGCGAUACCGUACCUUCACUUACGGCACCUAGUUCUGUACGCUUCGCUUGGCAUCGGUGCGCCAAUUCCAGCGAAUUAAAGGGUCUCUCUUUCCAGUUUCAUUACCCGCGUACGGAGAGACUGUGGCGGGGACAGGGUAAUCAUUGCCAAGCGUUUUAGACACACUCGCCCCUCUCAGCCCGCCAACUUCACGUCGUGUUUUCCAGGCUUCUUAUUUCCAUCUCGUUAAGGAAAGCACUUCGGAUUAUCAACAUCUGGAUGACACGGUGGUUCGAUUCUACGAGGGAGAAAAUCCUUUUGGGACAGUUUAUGUGAGGAAUUAUUCCAAGGAUUUCAUUAUCUUAAAGGACCAGAAGCAGCUCACACCAUGGGCUUCAAGGACAAAGUGACGGCCAUCUUGCGUCGUCUAGUCCGGACCAAGUCCCUGGAUUUGUACAGUGCCAAGUCCACCGAUGAAGAGGAUGGGAACGUUCCAGGCCGUCUACCAAAGUGCCUCACCACGUUAGACCUGGUCUCACUCGGUGUAGGUAGCUGCAUGGGUACAGGGAUGUACGUGGUGUCUGGUCUGGUUGCCAGGGCGAUGGCUGGUCCCGGUGUCAUACUCUCCUUUACCAUAGCCGCUCUUGCGUCAAUUCUGUCAGGUGUAUGUUACGGAGAGUUCGGCGUUCGCGUUCCCAAGACAACAGGCUCCGCCUACAUGUACAGUUACGUCACAGUGGGCGAGUUCACAGCGUUUAUUAUUGGUUGGAAUCUGAUUCUGGAGUAUCUGAUUGGUACAGCGGCCGGCGCAAGCGCAUUGAGUAGCUGUUUUGAUUCCCUCUUUCGGAACAAAAUUAGUACUUUCAUGAGAGACAAUGUCGGCGAAUUUGGGAUUCAUACGAAGUCAUACCCUGACCUCGUCGCCCUAGUCAUCGCCGUCAUCAUGACCCUGAUCGUCGCUGCUGGGGUCAAGAAAUCAGUCGUCUUCAACAACGCCCUCAACGUGAUCAACAUGGCAGUGUGGGUAUUCAUACUGGUAGCUGGGUUCUUCUUUAUCAAGGGAGACAACUGGACGGAGGACGGAUUUCUGCCUUUCGGCUUUUCUGGGGUAAUGACUGGAGCUGCAACCUGUUUCUACGCUUUUAUUGGUUUCGAUAUCAUAGCAACGACUGGUGAAGAGUCCAAGAAUCCAAGCCGUUCCAUACCUCUAGCUAUCAUGCUCUCUCUUCUCAUUUGUCUUGUUGGAUACGUGAGCGUGAGUUUCGUAUUGACCCUUGGCGUUCCAUACUACGACAUCAGCUCGGAGUCACCUCUGAUGGACAUGUUCGUACAGAACAAUGCUGAGCCGGGCAAGUACGUGGUCGCCAUCGGCUCCAUCGCCGGGCUCACCGUCAGUCUCCUAGGGUCACUCUUCCCAAUGCCAAGAGUCAUCUAUGCCAUGGCUACCGAUGGACUGCUGUUCAGGUUUCUAGGAAACAUCAAUGUCGUGACCAACACACCAGCGGUAGCGACAAUCAUCGCGGGUUUCUUAGCAGCCAUCAUGGCUCUCUUAGUAAGCUUGGGUGACCUGAUUGAGAUGAUGUCCAUUGGGACACUCCUGGCCUACACCCUCGUCUCCAUGUGCGUCCUCAUCCUCCGCUAUCAGCCUCAUGUCGAACUACAAGUCUCCAUCAACACCGGACUCGCUUACGACACUCUCGACAACGAAGACGACGAUGAGAUCAGCGCCCCACCAGCUAAUGAGUCAACGAUAUCCACGGCGGACCCGACUACGCAGGGGUCGACGCUCCAGGAAGCGGGCCCCGAGCAGUUGCUACCAAAACUGGACGCACAGGGGACACCGAUCCAUAGCUCGAAGCCGAAAUACGGAGCCGUCGGCGAGGAAACCGACGACGAGUUCCGGACCUACAGCCAAUGGAAUUUCUACCUCUCACGCGCGAAGCAGCUGACAUACUGCUACGCUGAUAUCGUCCGCGUUAAGCUCGGGCUUCCAGAGACGACGGCCUUGCCGACAGCGGCUACCGGCCGUAGCGUGACGUUAUCGACGCUAUUCAUGUUUAUCGUCCUGUUCUUAAUGUGCACCCUCAUCGUCCAAGCUCAAAGGUUUAUCUCUGACUGGUGGGCGGUCAUCUUCAUGAUCAUCCUCUUCGUGCUCCUUCUCGGUAACAUCAUCAACAUCAUCCGACUACCGCAGAAUCCAGAGCGUCUUAAAUUCAUGGCUCCUUGCGUGCCCUUCUUACCCAUGUGCGCCAUGUUUGUUAACAUUUAUCUCAUGCAUAAGCUCUCCUACCUUACGUGGAUCCGGUUUGCAAUCUGGCUUAUUGCAGGUCUUUUAAUUUAUUUUGGAUAUGGUAUUUGGAAUAGUAGCAUUGAGACAAGAUUCCACGAUACGACGAGAAAAGAUGGAAAAGAUGGAAAAGAGGCGAUUCUCAUGGAUACAAAUGAUGUAAAUAUGUCCACGGCUCCCGUUCUUAUUCCAGCCCACUCAGCGUCAGAGCCCCUCAAGCCCGAGGACAGUAUACCUGCCCCCGCUUCGUCUUCCGAUGAAUUCGAGACGCCUUAAACUCAUGUCUGAAUAACUACCGUUAGCUACCAUGAUGUAUCCAUGCAUUUCUAAAGCCUCGUUCACAAUGUAUCCGUAAACCGCUUUAAAGACAAGCGCAGCGGCAAAAUUCACUUAGAUAAGCGUAGUGAGCUUCGUGAUUCUUUUAUAGCAUACACAUCGGCAAUACACCGUUUACACCAACGGGGCCAACACCAGACCGACUACAGUCGAGCUAAAACUUGCAUUAACCCAACUGCCGAAAUUUGGUUGGUUUGGUGACUGUGUGUCAAUGCUACUGAUGCAUAAGUAUUGCUAUGCAGCGAUGCUUUUUACCCCCCCCCCCCCCACCUAAAUAUUGCAUCCCUCCAUUUAUUUACACGUCAAGUUUUGCCGCGGCGGUUUACGGUAUCUUGUCUGAACGAGGCUUUAUUGGUCGUCUGUACGGGCACCAUGAGUGCGUUAUGUGUCUGUGUAACACUCUGAGUGUUAACGGUUAUGUGGCCAAAUUAAACCUUGCGCUGUCAACCUAUUUAUAUAUAUAUUUACAUGUUUAGUGAUGGAAGGUUUUAAAGACGUUGAAUGAAUAUGAUCAUAAUGAUGGAUACUUUGACUGCAAAAACAAUAUAGAAGUUGGUGAAAAGUGAACACCAAACGUAAGGUGGGUGUGGCCUGGAUAAUACAAAAAAGUAUAAGAGAAGCGAAUGGUGCCGUUGACGAAAACAUUGAUUUAUUUAGGAGCAGAUUUGACGUGGUGUUGUAUUUAAUCAUGUUCUUGUAACUCUUUUAACUAGUCAAGUGGAAAUGCGCAUAAUCUUAAUCAAAGGCAAAUACAUUCCCGUUUUCUAGUGUUUGUUUCUGGUUAAAAUGCCAAGGGCGAAGCACUAUGUCGGCAUUUUAGUUGACCUCAGGUCCAAAAAACCAGAAGCCAACGAGAAAAGUCUGACAAGACCAAAUAGUAAUAUGCGCUAUACAAGAACCGAAUAUUAUCAUUAUUAUCAUGGAAUGCAGACCUUCGCUUUUGGAACUGCGUUUCGGUCUGGUCAAUAACGCUAAUAAGGUCUCUGAGAAAGCUUUUAAUUUCCAUGGAAUGAGGGGGGAGAGCGGUCUCGUGGGUCUUUGAGGUCUGUAGGACCUUAGUUUCUUUCAUGGGCUGAAGCCUGUCACUAUAACCGUCCAUAUUUAGAGAUUCACGUUUACAUUAUGGUAAUGAAAUUGCUUUCCAACAGUAAUUACAUGUUCCUCAACACCGAGGCAUAUGACAAAAAAAUGUUAACGAAACAAAAUCAAUCGUUGUGUCUAAUCGUCAAUCAUUUGUUAUUUCAUUUAUUUAGUUUUAAAAAUGAACAUGUAGUAGGUUUUGUUUCAUUUCUCUCUAUUGAAUGAUAAGAACGUCACAAAUAAUCUGAUAAGGAAUGUCGUCUUUAAGUGGUUUAUAGACCUUGAAAUUAGUUGGAAAAAAGUUGAGCUAUUGUGACAUGACGUGUUUGUUUUGUGGACAAAAUACGUACAUAGGAUGAAAAUAUCUGGAUUAUACCCUCGAUGUUGAUGAUACCUGUAUAAAAGAAACGCAUUGUAGGGUGUUGUUGUUUUAAGAAAAGGCGAUUACAAUAAAAUUCAAAUAAAAAUAUAUACCUCCACACAAGACUACUAGUAUUGCGAUUAAAAUCCCACGAUGUACGCUCAGAGAAGAUGGUACAGUGAAACCUGUCUAUAAAGACCAUCCAAGGGAGACAAGAAAAUUGGUCUUUAUAGGCAGGUGGUCUUUAUAUGUACGGGUUCUUUUAAUACAAGCUUCGAUGAGAAACCCUUUUCAAGGGAAACCGAUAAUGUGGUCUUUGUAGCAGGUGGUCGCUACAGCAGGUUUGACUGUAAAUUCAAAGACUGAUGAUGAUACAAUGGUGGUCCAGAUUCCUUAGCAGCCAACAGGGGAGGUGUCGUAGUAUAGAUAUUCACUCACUUAACUUUAAAUCAAGAGGCCGAGGGUUCGAAUCCCAGCCAGGCACCGAUAGCAUCUAAUCAGGCAUUAUGCCACUCUCCAACCAAGUACAAGGGAAUACCUGGGCCCUAUAUUAUGAAGAGUUGCGAUUGAAUCAAAUCAUUCGAAACUCAAACCGAAUCGCAACUGUGUAAUUACUGUAAGAGAUAGGAGUUGCGAUAGAUUCGAAUUAAUCGCAACUCUUUCUAUAAAAAGAGUCUGAUGAUGUUAACGCGUAAUAAUACUUGACCACUUUGCUAAUACUAGGGUUUGAUAUGCGCUUUACAAUAAACUGAUACUACCGUUUCAAACACUGUUUUAUAAAGCGAAACUGUUAACUAGACGAAAAAGGAAAUGGUGAAACAAUUUUGCAGAAGAACGGUGACUCUGAUGAUGUUAUAUGAGUUCAUGUUGCGGUAGUCAUAGUAUAUUUUUAAUUUGAUAUAUCUUUAUAUGUGUAUAUAAUGAUGAGUAUCUUCAAAGAGAAAAGAGGUCCUGCUUAUCGGUUAUUAAAGUGAAAGUUUUAAGUGCAAUGGUUGAAUAUAUUUAUGUGGUUUGUAAAUACAGAGAUGGUAUUGUGUCAAAGAGUUUUGGUUUGGAGAAAAGGUAACGAGAAUGGUAAAAUUAAAUGGCGGUGGAAGGAAUUAAAUCUAAAUAUUGUAUCAUUUAAAAGAGAUCGUCGUGGCUUACGAAUUCAUCAAAUAACGUUUUUCAAGAAACUAAAAGGUUACUUUUAUAAGGUUUUGUAUGAACAAAUUGAAUAAGUUAUCAUUUUGAUCUGCGAAACGUUUAAUUCGGUUUUAAAUAGAAUGGUAUUUUAAUUUUGAUUCAAAUAUUUGUAUUAUCUUUCCAUUCACGAUUUUGGUUUGUAAAUAUUCUUUUAUAGAGAAGGAAGAUUAUGAAACUCACUCCAUUUCUAGAUUUUUAUUGAAUUUUGACUUCUCAUCAACAUUCAAAUCAAUUAACAAUUUAUUUUUAUCAUUGAUUCAUUACGAAUUGGCAUCAUUGGCAUUUAGUGUAAUAAUACAUCCCAAUCAGUAACCGACACGGAAUACAAUUAUGCAAAACUUGAUUAAAUUUUCCUCUGCCAGGUUGCUUUCACAAGUCGAAGCUAAAUUAAUAAGCGAUGCCAGUUCGUCAUCGCGCCCUCUUCUGCCAUUUAAAAAAUAGUUCCUCUUCUGCCAUUUUAUUUCUGCCAUUCAACUCCGUUCGCGAAUCUUGAUCUUGUUUCAGUUGUGGUAAAAAUAGAAAAGAAUGAUUAUCAUAAAGAGUAUAUCGUUUAUUGUAAAAUUAAUAGAAUAAUAUGACAUGUUAGAGUACGAUAUAUGAUAGAUAUACAGUUUAGCAGAUUAUUUUAUGUCUAGAUGAUAAUUGUUGAAAUGUAAGAUGUUUAUUUGUCGCAAUAAAAAUGGAAAAAAAACUAACU